GACAAUUACAAAUAUGAAUGGUGCUAAAGUUACGGGUGAAUGAACAAAUGUAAUGUAAAUUACAUUUCUAAACUUGGGUUCAUGCAGUGGGAUCCCCUUCAACCAGAUAUGUGAAGCAUUUGAAGAAAAUUAUGUUCUUACAAAUGUUCAUAGAGAAAAAGAUGAACCUUAGAUGAAUGAACUAAAAGUGAAAUUUUUUUUUAGCAACAAGAAUCACUGAAAAAAAAAUAACUAGCAAACAUAUUAAUACAUGUAACAGUGAAUAAUGAAUCUUUUUAAGGAAGAUGUUCGGAUGCAUUAUCUGAAUUUCAACCUCCCACCUUUUGUUUGACUAAGUUGACUUGGGAGUUUAUCGGCCUUUGCUUAAGGUGCAACCUUUAAAGUUUUUCGGAGUUACUGUUGUAUUUUGUAUUCGAUCAUGACAAUUCAAGGAAGACCAAGAAGCAAUCGAGCUUUGAGUACAAGCAGCAUUCCAGCUUUUGAGCUGUUUCGCAAACUUCAUUUCGAAUUAUCAGAUGACAGACCAAUUCAUCGACCUGUUCAAUCCCUUUUCUCAACAUCCAGUGGAUUUAACAAUUUUCGUGGUCUUUUAAAUCUCGCUGGAUUUUUACUUCUCAUUUCAACAUCUAGAAUGGCACUGGAAAAUAUACUUAAGUAUGGUAUUAUCAUGGACCCUUUUUCAUGGAUUCGAUUCCUUUUACAAGCUCAACAGAAAUGCGCUGUAAUUGGACUGCUUGGUUGUUUUUUCAUACGAAAUCCGCUGUUACUAACACUUGCAGGUACUAAUGUUUUUAUUAUAUUCGCUUGGUUACUCGAGCGUGCAAUUGUUCGGGGAUUAGUUGGCGGUAAAUUUGCUAUGGCACUCAUUUGGUGGAAUUUACUUUGCCUACUUGCUUUUCCGACAAUCAUGAUACUAUCAAUAGAUUUCAAUCCUCUGUUUAGUGCACCUGUACUAGGAGUAUACACAAUAGUGCUUUUGAAACUUUAUUCAUAUGCCGAUGUGAAUCGAUGGUGUCGUCAAUCAACUGGGAACAAUGAACAUGAAAUAGAUAUCGCUUUAAAGAAUUUAGGGAAACCAGAUUUCACCAAGGAUGAUACCUUCUUUAACACCAACACCAUUACUGCUACUUCUAGAAGUAACCACAUUAGUUCUUUUGCAACUACUGUUUCUUCUAGUAAAGUAAAACUUUCUGAGACUCUUACAACCAGUAUUCAUUCUGAUAAUGUGGAAACUAUCUCUCAAACAGUUACCGGUACUAGUAAUUCAGAAGACGAAUCUACUGUGGAAGAUCAACCAGUUAAAAGGAAAUGCUCUCCUGUAUUAGAGGAUUUAAGCGUUUCUACACAAACAGAAGAUGCAUUUAUUGAAAAUGAUUCAUCAAAUGAAAUAAAACAUGACUUUAAAAGUGUUGAGUUACAAAAUGAAUAUACCUCUGAAAGUGCAGAGCAGUUUGUCGUUAACCGAAAAAUUAAAACUGCAAAUUUUCCUGCUGAUUCUAAUGUAUCAACCAAGCUGAAGUCCUCCGAGUAUCUUAAUAACUUGGAAGCGAAGCAUAAAAGCCGAGUCAGAAAAUUGCGACCAUCCAGAUUCAGCGUUUGUGAGGUUCCAGAUAACGGUAAUAUAAAUACAGAUCCAGUAGAAUUGGAAGUCAACACUUUGGUACAUGAUGAAACAUGCAUUAAGUUCAGUCGUAGUCUAUACGUUACUUAUCCAAAUAAUUUGACUCUGACGGAUAUAUACUACUUCAUGUUUGCUCCAACGUUGUGCUAUGAAUUAAAUUUUCCACGUACACUGACAAUUAGAAAGCCAUUUUUAUUCAAACGUGUUUUUGAACUGAUAUUCAUCCCACAACUUAUACUCUGUAUGAUUCAACAAUGGAUUUUACCCACCCUGUCGAACAGUUUCACACCAUUUGCCGAAUCUAGAUUCAGUUUAAUUGUUGAGCGUUGUUUAAAGCUGGCUAUACCAAAUCAUCUUAUCUGGUUAAUGUUCUUUUACCUUUUUUUUCACUCACUGCUGAAUGUGAUUGGAGAAAUUCUAUAUUUUGGAGAUCGAUUUUUUUACAGUGACUGGUGGAAUGCAGAAUCUAUACCGGCAUUUUGGUCAAAAUGGAAUAUUCCUGUACAUCGUUUUGCCAGACGACACAUUUACAUUCCUCUGUUAAAGAUGGGUCUCAGCCGAUUCCAUGCUAGCCUUGUAGUUUUCUUCGUUAGUGCAUUUUUCCAUGAGAUACUUGUAUCAGUUCCAUUGAAGAUGCCAAGGUUCUGGGCCUUUCUUGGUAUGCUCGGUCAAGUGCCGUAUGCUUACAUUGUCUCACGUUUAUUCUCGAAUGGUGGUCAAGCUGGUAAUUUAGCUGUAUGGCUAGCAUUGAUCAUUGGUCAACCAAUGGCUAUUUUAGCCUACUUCCAUGAUUACUUCAUUACGCAUUACAAUGUCAGCAGCCUGUGAACAAGAAAUGAGUUAGCAAACUCUUCAGUCAAUUUCAACCCAAUGACUAUUUAUCAAAAUGAUCAAAUAUUUAUACGCACGAAGUGAUUUACUGGUAAACUUUUUUUCAGACAAAAAAUUAACAUAAAAAUAUUUUUUUUAGAUUAGGUAAGCUUUUAUCACUUUGAUGUAUCUACUGAAAUCAUGGAGCUGACUGUUUGGAUCUGCUAACUUGAGUUUCUUUAACGGUCUCUCUCUGACACACACUCACACAGUCAGCUUCUAUAUCUUUUCACCUGUAUUUCUUUCUCACCUAUUUCCUGUUAUGUUAUUGUUCACACUCAUCCAGAUCAUUUACACGUCUGUUAUUCAUUUGUACAAAAUAGAAGCUGGUAAUGUAGAAUGCACCUCUGAUUUUUUUGCAGACUUACACAACUUUGCAUCAUUAUCUUCAUCACAUGAGUUUUCUACUUUUACUACUAAUAUUAUUUUUCUCUAUACUUUCAAGACCAGUUAUUUUUUCUAUUAACUCAAUAACAAUUAUUAAUCAUACUUACUGUGCGCAUCCACGUAUAUGCGUAUGUACGAAUUAUGAUCAUGUAUAAGUCUUUUGUACUCUGUUUAUUAAGCUGUAAUGAUGAGUAUGUAAAUUUACUUACAUGCACACCGCUACAGACAUGUAUAGAAUAAAAGUUUCAUAUAACGUU
Trichobilharzia regenti is the source of this 3135-nucleotide messenger RNA. The record is from the annotation of a GenBank genome assembly. Lineage: Eukaryota; Metazoa; Platyhelminthes; Trematoda; Strigeidida; Schistosomatidae.